AUGUAUAAACAAACACAAAUGCACACAAAGAGUCAUAAGCCAUCAAAAGAAAUGAAUAUGAUUAACGACAAUAAAAUGACAAAACGAAGUCUCAUGGAGGUAGCAAAUUGUGAUACUUUCUUAAGAAAGUUGUUCGUCCUUUUCUUACAAUGCUCUGAGGAGAACAGUGAACAAGGAGCAAAUUGGCUUUUUCCAUUGAAGCUAAUUGAGCGUAAAGUUGAAAAGUCAUGGGGAUUGAGGCGAACUUUUUUGUUGACUUUUGAAAUUGCUUUUGAUUUCGACAACUGA
Messenger RNA from Clunio marinus, 288 nucleotides. The record is from the annotation of a GenBank genome assembly. NCBI's taxonomy places the organism in Eukaryota, Metazoa, Arthropoda, Insecta, Diptera, Chironomidae.